CAACUGCCAGUCUUCAAUAGCUGUUGACCAUAGCAACUGAACGACGCCUGCUUUAGAAAGACAGCAUUCGAAAGCAGAGAGAGAAAGGGAGAGAGGGAUACACUUCCAGGCAGAUGCUCCUUUCUGUGCCCUGCGCCCAGCAGAAGCUCUGGGCCAGGCGGGACGCAGUGGCAUCUCGUAGAGGACACCCUCCCCUUUCCUGGGGUAUAUGAUUUGUGCUGUCCCAGAGCAGAGUUCGGGACAACAAUCUUUUAAAAUGGCUGAAAGCCCAGCAUCCCCUGAAUCCCCUUUAUCUGGUGGCGGUUCAGCAAAGAAACCUAAAGCUAAAAGGUCACCAAAACCCAAAGGCUCACCCAAAGGCUCACCCAAAGGCUCACCCAAAUCAACACCCAAAUCAACACCCAAAGGGAAGCAAAAACCUGCUGCUAAAAAAGAUGAGGAGCUUGAUUUAUCUAUGGCAAGCAUGGGCCACCCAGAAAUCUUUCCCUUGGUCCUCACUGAAAAAACUCAGGAAAUAUUUAAUUGCCGCACUGAUAUAGAUGUCACAGUUGAAAAUCCUUACAAACUUGUGAACAAAGAGGACAUCAUUAAUGAUAUGAAGACAAGAGCUGCAAUUUCUGACUUCCACCCAAUCAAAAAAAUUGUCAUAGAUUAUCCUGGGGAAGAACUUCUGAUAGUGUUUGACAGAGAAUUAAAAUACGGGCAGAUCUUUUAUCUUAUUGCGACUGAAGAGGCCAAGGAAAGCAUUUUAAAUCCUCCAGAGCCAGAGGAAGAGGAAGGGGAGGUUAAAGAGGGCGUCCAAGAAGAAUAUGUUUAUAAGCCCCCUGUACGUAAACCUUGGGUCUCACUUGGAAGUGAAAAGGAAAUUGAAGAAGAAUCAGUUAAGGAAUCAACAAGGAAGAUUAAAUAUAAGAUUUCUCGGCAACACAAAGAAUUUGGGGCUCGGAUAAAAUUUCACAACAGAAAUGCUACGACUGAUGCUAAGCAUGGCUAUGUGGAAUGUACGACUUAUCAUGACAAGAACUUUACCAUUCGGCAGCUUGAGAAAAAUGUUGGUACACAGGUUGUUCCAAUAGAAAAUGAGACAGGAACUCAGACAAAAUGGACCUACCCCAAAAAUGCAACGACACAAUAUUAUCCACGAGAAUUUUCAGAUGAAGAAAGACAGAAAUAUUUGUCAUCAGAAGAUCUGAAAAACUUUAUUGUCUCUGUGGCUAUAAGAGUUGAACUAGCGCUGCAGCAAAAUGAAAUCAUGAAUGCCUUUUUUGACGACUGGAAAGCCCUUGCAGAAGAUGAAGGUGGCUUUGCGGGCAAGUCAGAUGUUUCCCUUAAGGAGUACCAGUCAUUUACAGACCUGCAUUAUCUCAAGGACAGAACUGUUAGCUGCAUUUGCUGGCACCCAACCAUUUAUGGGAUUAUUGCAGUGGCAGUAACAGAGCGACUCUCUUAUGAGGACCGAGUGCAACAAUCUGGUCGAUUACUCUUGUGGAAAGCACCAAUUCUAUUUUGGAGUUUUGCAGACCCUAUUCAUCCCCAGCUGAUGCUGGAGUGCCCUGAAGACAUCUACUGCUUUCAGUUCUCUCCAAGCAAUCCCAACAUCAUUGCAGGAGGCUGUAUGAAUGGACAGGUUGUUCUGUGGGACAUUUCAGAGUAUGAAGAGAGGUUACAAAAUGCAAAGUCAGGUACAGGAGGAAGCAAAAAUACCACAGUUAAUAUGCCAAGUUUUAUGCUGGAGCAACAAAUUGGGAAGGAGCCACACUUGGUGAGAUAUUGUGCAGUCUCUUCCAUUGAAUAUGGCCAUAAAUCGGUAAUAACAGAUAUACAGUGGUUGCCAGAGCUUUUGGAGGUCAACAGAAUGGGCACUGUUUUUGAAAACAGAGCUGGAGUUUGUGUACAGCUUGUCACCUGCUCACCAGACUGCACAAUUUAUUUUUGGGAUCUUCGAGCCCACAGGCCUACUAUCCAGCCUUCGAAUGAGAAAAAAAAGGAGGAAAAGAUUGUUGCAGUUCCACCUGAUGUGCCUGUUACCUUCAAACACCUGGAUCUCUCCUGGAGGCCUCUCAUUAAGGUAAACCUGCCCAAGACAGAUACAGGUGCAGAGUACAGUCCAACAAAACUUAGCUUCAGAGAAGAGCAUUAUCAUACCAAAAUUCAAGACAAAACACAACCCCAAAUCAAACCAGAGGCACCUAUAGAAAAGCUGCCAUAUAGCCAGAUACAGAGCACGUCAAUGAAACCUCUUAAGCUGCUAGAAAAUAUCACCACCAACUUUUUUGUUGGGACUGAAGAUGGCGAAGUUCUUUAUACAGACUGGAAGAUGGAAAGAGAUGGUGACUCAGGAAGACUGCUUAGUCAGAAGCCAUCCGACACAUAUACCAUCCACGAUGGACUUGUCCAUACCGUACAGAGGUCUCCAUUUUUCAAAGACAUAAUUCUCACAGUUGGAGGCUGGAAUUUUGCAAUAUGGAAAGAAGGUGUCAUGAGUGGACCACUCCUUGAGUCAAGCUGUGCAGCAAAGAGAUAUACUGUUGGACACUGGUCCUUAUCAAGACCAGGUGUUUUCUUCAUUGGAAGAGAAGAUGGGAAUAUUGAUAUUUGGGACCUAUUGGAGAAAACACAUGAAGCGUCUCAGACCCAAAAUGUCUGUAUUGCACUGAUUACUUGCAUCAAACCCUGGAUUUACUCUUCAAAGCAACACUUCUUAGCAGUAUCUGAUGACUUUGGCACUCUGCAUGUUUUAGAAGUUUCAUGGACAUUAAGCCACCCUUCCAGCAAUGAGCGUUCUAGUGUUCUUCAUUACUUUGAGCGAGAAGUCAAACACCUGGAGUUUUCUGAGCAGCGGCGAGAAUUCAGAGAUCAAGAAAGAAUGGCAUUGGAGCAGGAAAAACUGAUGAAGAAAACAAAAGUGGUUGGUGGCCAGCGGUCAAGAGAAAUUAUAGAAGAACAGACAAAUCAAGAUUAUGUAGAGUUUUUGGACCUAGAGAAGACCGUUCUGACUAGACUGGGACUGCUGAAGGUACCAGAUAGAUUUGCCUCAAGAACUAACUAGCCAUGUGACCAACCAUUGUUCUAUUCAGGAGAGCAUAAAUUAUUGUGAACAACUUAUUUUAUAAUGACUGUGAUCCGAAGACAGAGGAGUGCUUGAGGAGACCCUCGUGUGAAACUGUGGUUUUGACAUUUGCAAUUCAAGCAGUCCCCACUGCCAGAGAGGCACACUGUUUUUCUGUUUAUUUCACACCUUGUCUUUUUUGGCAGUAGGAAUGUCCCGCCCCCGCCCGCCCCCAAAAAGGCUGUGUGUGCUGUUCUUCCAUAUCCCUGCAUUAUGCAUAAUAAAUAAAGAAUAAAUAUACAUGUAGGAAACAUUUUCACAUAUUGUUAA
Messenger RNA from Rhineura floridana, 3379 nucleotides. It is a transcript of the gene DNAI3, whose product is annotated as dynein axonemal intermediate chain 3. The record is from RefSeq and is a predicted model, not a curated record. NCBI's taxonomy places the organism in Eukaryota, Metazoa, Chordata, Lepidosauria, Squamata, Rhineuridae. Gene Ontology annotation, biological process: inner dynein arm assembly; cilium movement involved in cell motility. Gene Ontology annotation, molecular function: dynein light chain binding; dynein heavy chain binding. The transcript is spliced from 24 exons. Gene Ontology annotation, cellular component: inner dynein arm. Bases 209 to 3049 code for a protein of 946 amino acids.